Acanthopagrus latus (yellowfin seabream) is the source of this 1530-nucleotide messenger RNA. RefSeq names its product diphthamide biosynthesis 5 (gene dph5). Bases 368 to 1303 code for a protein of 311 amino acids. The transcript is spliced from 8 exons. Gene Ontology annotation, molecular function: diphthine synthase activity. The record is from RefSeq and is a predicted model, not a curated record. Lineage: Eukaryota; Metazoa; Chordata; Actinopteri; Spariformes; Sparidae. Gene Ontology annotation, biological process: protein histidyl modification to diphthamide.
ACUGAACAAAUCUCUGCCAAGAAGCUAAAAUCUUCUAAAUGUGAGGAUCUGUCAAUGGAGUUUGGUUAGAAAUCGUAUCGCGUCUGUAGCUGUCGUAAAACAUCAAGAGUUUACGACAUACCGUAUUCCGGUCGGUCCAGCGAGACAACACGUGAAAGCAGAAAACAGUUUGUUAACUAACAGAUUGAACUGGUUCUGUCUGUGAACUUUAAUCCGACUGAAGUUCAGCAGCACAGAGACCCCGACCCGGAGCGGAGACCCCGACCCGGAGCGGAGACCCCGACCUGGAGCGGAGACCCCGACCCGGAGCGGAGACCCCGACCCGGAGCGGAGACCCCGACCCGGAGCGGAGACACAGGCCGGCAACAUGCUGUAUCUGAUCGGCCUCGGGCUUGGGGACGCGGCGGACAUCACGGUGAAGGGACUGCAGGCGGUGAAGAGCUGCUCCAGAGUUUACCUGGAGGCCUACACCUCCAUCCUGACGGUGGGGAAGGAGGCUCUGGAGGAGUAUUAUGGGAUGGAGCUGAUCCUGGCUGACAGGGACCUGGUGGAGCAGGGCGCUGAUGAGAUCCUGAAGGAUGCGGAUGUGACUGAUGUGGCGUUCCUGGUGGUGGGCGACCCGUUCGGAGCCACCACACACAGUGACCUCGUUCUGAGAGCAGUGCAUGCUGGGAUACCGUACAAAGUCAUCCACAACGCCUCCAUCAUGAACGCAGUGGGCUGCUGUGGUCUGCAGGAACACGUCCAGAAGAUGUGGACAGAUUGUGAGGUUGCGAUCAGCUGCUGGGGCAGAGGCAGAGCUCAGCUGUAUAAUUUCGGGGAGACGGUGUCUUUGGUGUUUUGGACGGACACGUGGAGACCAGAGAGCUUCUAUGACAAAAUCUGUAAAAACAGAACUGCUGGACUGCACACACUCUGUCUGCUGGACAUCAAAGUCAAAGAGCAGAGCAUCGAGAACAUGAUGAGAGGAAAGAAGAUCUACGAGCCUCCUCGCUUCAUGACGGUCAGUCAGGCGGCAGAUCAGCUGAUUCAGAUCAUCCAGAGGAGGAGAGAGGAGGGGGCGGAGCUAGGUGUGACAGAGAACACAGUGUGUGUGGGCGUGGCCCGGCUCGGCGCCGAUGACCAGAGGAUCUGCACCGCGACAUUACGACAGCUGGUGUCCUGUGACCUCGGUGGCCCGCUCCAUUCGCUGGUCAUCACCGGUCAACUCCACCCACUGGAGGUGGACAUGCUGCGAGUGAACGCAGAACCAAAUGCACUGGAACACCUGCACAUGCUCGACAGCUCCACCUACUGCUCGUGACUCACAGGUGUGUUUGUCUAAAUACCGAAACCUGAUUCUGACCUAAACCUCAGAACCACAUCCUCAAACUCACAAAAUGAGGACACACGUUCAUCAAGUUCAUUUAAAGAACAUUUAUGAUCCAUAACUUCUGUUCACAUUGAAACAUCUGAAGGCUGAUUUGUAGAAACAUUAAAUUCUGGGAAACUGUUUGUGAUGUCAUCAAUAAAGACGCAGAUCAAUGAUGA